UUUUUGUACAACACUAAGAUCCUUAGCCACCUCCAUCACCAAUAAAGCAAGACACAACACAGCCACCCUUCACUCUCAAAGUUGAGCCAAUGGGUGUCCUUGAAUCUUCAAUAACCCUUUUUUCAAGCUCUCUAUGUAUUUCCCUCAUUUUUGUCCUCAUCAAGUUCCUUCACAAAGUAUGGUGGACUCCAAUCUCCAUACAACAUGUGAUGAGCUCACAGGGAAUCACAGGACCUCCUUAUAGAUUCAUCUAUGGAAACAGCAAGGAGAUCAUCAAGAUGAGAGCUGAAUCCAUGAGCAAGCCCAUGGAUUUAUCCCAUGACAUAUUUCCUAGAUUACAUCCUCAUAUCCACUCUUGGCUCAACUUAUUUGGGAAGAAUUUUCUUAGCUGGUAUGGUCCUAGAGCUCAGCUAGUUAUUACUGAGUCAGAGCUUGCCAAAGAAAUACUUAACAACAGAGAAAAAGCUUAUCAGAAAGUAGACACGGAAAAAUACUUAAAGAAGAUAUUUGGUGAUGGUCUUUUGACAUCUGAAGGAGAAAAGUGGGUGAAAUUACGAAAACUGGCCAAUCAUGCUUUCCGUGCGGAGAGUUUGAAAAAUAUGGUUCCGGCAAUGAUUGAGAGUGUUGAGAUGAUGCUAGAGAGAUGGAAAUAUCAUGAAGGCAAAGAGGUCGAGGUAUUUGAAGAGUUCAGGAUAUUAACAUCAGAAAUUAUUUCAAGAACAGCUUUUGGGAGCAAUUAUUUAGAAGGGAAAGAAAUAUUUGAAAUGUUGAUGAAGCUGGUUAUAAUAUUUUCUAGAAAUUCUUCAAACAUUAGGCUUCCUGGCCUCGGUAAAUUCUGGAAAAGUAGCGAUGACGUAGAAUCAGAAAAACUUGAACAAGGGAUACAAGAUUCUAUUAUAAAGAUGAUAAAUAAGAGAGAAAAGGCAAUGAUACAAAUAGGCAACUUUGGGACUGAUUUGCUUGGACUACUAGUGAAAGCUAAUAACGAUAUAGAUGAGAAUAAUAGGUUUACAGUAGAAGAAGUUGUUGAUGAAUGCAAGACUUUUUACAUUGCUGGACAUGAAACUACGACAACCUUGCUUUCAUGGACUGUUCUUUUUCUAGCAAUCCACGCAGAUUGGCAAGACAAAGCGAGAAAGGAGGUCCUUGAGCUUUUUGGCCAAAAACUUCCAAAUGCACAAGGCAUUGCACGAAUGAAAAUGAUGAACAUGAUCAUUAACGAGUCUUUAAGACUGUAUCCUCCUCUAACAAACUUCACAAGAAAAGUUCAUCGAAAAGUCAAAUUGGGAAAUCUAGUCCUUCCAGCCAACAUAAACUUGUCGAUUUCAACAUUUGCACUUCAUCGUGAUCCUCAAAUAUGGGGAGAAGAUGUGCAUCUCUUCAAACCGGAGAGAUUUUCAGGAGGAGUUGCUAAAGCUACCAACAACAACUCAUCGGUGUAUAUUCCCUUUGGUUUGGGAGCUCGAAGUUGCGUAGGGACGAACUUUGCAACUAAUGAAGCAAAGAUUGCUCUGUCGAUGAUCCUACAACGCUAUGCGUUCACUCUCUCUCCUGCAUAUAUUCACUCUCCUGUGCAACUUCUAACGAUUCGGCCACAACAUGGGAUUCAAGUAAUGCUUCAUGCUCUCUAGCUUGGACAAGAGUUGUUAACAAGAUGUGCAUUUGAAUAAUCAGACUUCGCAGAGAUAGCAUUUGAAUAAUGGCAAGCCGUGUGAAAAAAUAAGUAAUCUGUGAAGAAAGCAUAAUUAAUUUCGAAUGAACAAUGCUUAAUUCACACUCAAA
This is a messenger RNA of Camellia sinensis, 1782 nucleotides long. RefSeq names its product cytochrome P450 CYP749A22. Gene Ontology annotation, molecular function: oxidoreductase activity, acting on paired donors, with incorporation or reduction of molecular oxygen; monooxygenase activity; heme binding. The record is from RefSeq and is a predicted model, not a curated record. NCBI's taxonomy places the organism in Eukaryota, Viridiplantae, Streptophyta, Magnoliopsida, Ericales, Theaceae.